AGAAAGUACAGUAAUCUUUGAAUCUUGAUUCCAUUGCGUUAAUUCAACGCAGGCCAAGAGAGAAAAGUUAGACCAAAGGUUAAAUCAGUUUGCUUUGUUUCAAGUCAUUUGAGCAGUAUUGCUUCAUACAGUAUUGCUUUAAAUGAUUACCAUAUGGACCCUUAUGGAUUUAGAAGUCGUCGAUCUCCCACUCCUGGAAUUAUCAUUAGAUAGAAAAUGCUGCCAUUGGCAAAUAGUACAAGUGUAAACUUUCAAAGCCAUGUCCGUGUCCAUGCAAAAUAAAUAUUCAACUGCCGGAAUUUUUUUCCUGGUUCUAAGUCCGAUUGGAAGAUGCUAUUGUCACUGAACUACUGAAACGAUAAGUUAGCAUAUUCUAUGUAUAUAUUUAUAUAUUAAUUAUAUAUGUGGUUAUUUCUGGAGAUACUGUAUUUUCACCUCUUAAAGGCUAAAAGUAAAUUUACAAUGACGCUUUCAGACUUCUCCUUAUUUACAUUGAAUCACUACUUCAGUCAUUGGUUAUCACAAAACUGAACAUGAAAAAGACUCAGAGCUCCUCUAGCGUUCCUGCUGUCGCCAACCCGUCUGAAAGAAAUUACAAAUGAAAAUCUUGUUCUGUUCCACGUUGUCACAAAAAAAAGCAGCAAGUUGAACUGGUUAGCGUGUAUGUGUGGAGCGGUAGGGAGUUGUCUCCAAUUUGGCUGAUAAAAGUUAAAUUAACAAGCUUGUAUUUGUCACUAUAACUAGGUGUUGCUGAGUCCCACAAAUGCAUCAAUGUUCUUCUCAUUUCAAAACCCCCGUGAAGUAGGCGGUGUCUAUCGGGUUAGCCGCGAGUUUGAUUGGCCGGCUGGGCGGAAAUAGUCUACAGCCGGCUUCUGAAGAGUGCAAGUGAAAUGUCAGUUUGAUAAAGACCUUUCUUUUUCCCCUUCCCCCUGCUCAGCAAAUUAAGCUGCAGCUAUGUCAUGUUCGGAGAAUUCAACUUCCAGCUCGUUUUCAGUGAAGUCUUUAAUUUGCUCCAGACGGACUGAAUCUUACUGUCCUGGGGCUUAUUUGUCGUCCAGAGCGGACCAGGGCUCCGGGGUACAGAAUUGGCAAGUUGGCCUAGCACACCGUAAACAAGGGGAGAUGAACAACCAGCAAGGUAUAGGUUUGGUUCCACAUCAGUACGUGUCUGGCAUGCCAGGCAUGGCCGGGUGGGCAAACCCGUCACCCUCCAACCACACAGCCCGGCUCCAACAGAUAAACACUUACUCCUUUACGUCCAGCGUGAAGGAAGAAGCGAACUAUUGUUUAUUAGGCGGGGAUAAAUAUUCGAAGACGCACUCCGAGGUUUCAGUCUACCCGAGGGUGAUUUCUGAACUCUGCACAAAUGGCAGUGGCAGGGUGCCCAUGCCCAGCUAUUUCCGUUCAGAAUCGAGUUAUUCAUCAAACAAACCGACGGAUUACAGCCAACCACAGCCAGCCACUGCUCCGUGCUCGAUUCACUCCAGCAUUCCCUUCACUUCUUCCUUCGCCACGUCGUCCUCUUCAAAACCAGGUGAAAAAGAACUAAAAGUGAGCGCCUCUAAAGAGCCGAGUCGCGGAAUCCCGGGAAAAAACACAGGGGGAAGAGAAAGCACGUUUACACAAGAAACAGCAAAGUUACAGUUUCCUGGCGCGGAUAAACCCGUUCCUGAGAAGGAAGUAAAAGAGAGUACAAAGACUGAGAAUACGAUAAACUGGCUGUCUGCAAAGGGCGGAAGAAAGAAACGCUGCCCAUACACCAAGCAACAGACACUGGAACUUGAAAAGGAAUUCCUCUUCAACAUGUACUUAACUCGAGAGCGCCGCCUGGAGAUCAGCCGGAGUGUGAAUCUAACCGACAGACAAGUCAAAAUUUGGUUUCAAAACCGAAGAAUGAAACUUAAAAAGAUGAGCAGGGAGCACAGAGUUCGAGAAAUAUCGGCUACUUUCCCGAUUUGACGAAAGAGCUGUUUUUAAGAUUAAAAUAUACGAGAUGGCGGACGAUAUCAAACGUCUCGUUAAAACAGUUCGAGCGCGACAACAGCAUUGAUGGGGGUGGGUCUUGGGUUGGGGGGUGGUGGUGAGAGGUUGCAAGUUCAGAUGUCUAGUCACUACAACAACAAUGAGCUAGCAAAGCAGAAGGGACAUGGGCGGAUGAAGGACUUGCAAGUUCAAACUAACUAAACAUAACAAAAGGUACUGAUUUAGUUGUCGAAAGAACAUAGACUGAAUAUUUAAGUUUGCUGGCCAGAAGCUCAUUAACAGCCAUCACAUAACUUAGUAUCCUAUCGCUUAAUCGUGAGGAAAAGAACUCAAAGAAUGUUCCAAAAAGGCAAUAAAAGCCAACUUGUUUUCUCCAUCUUGUCCUUUUUCUUGGGUUUAAUCGACGUAUAGUUAAUACCACACAUAUAUGUUAUGCUCAAAAGAGCAGUUCUUUCAUGUCUGACACUUUCUCUUAUUAUGGAGACAGCAGUGAAAUCGGCACCUACCAUAGUACGCCAUCUGUGCUGGCAUACAUCAUGUACAAGAGUGUUAGCUUAUAGCAAGAAACCAGCCUCAAACUAAGCAGACAUAUUGAAUCAAUUAGAGUGGGUAAUUAUAGAAAAAAACUUGGUAAACCAUAGGAUAAAUUGUGAAUUUUUCCUUGCAUUUGGAUAGAUGCCAUUAUAUUUUGGCUUAAUAUAACACUGUUUCCUCAAUUUGUGAGAGAACAUAAUGAUAAACAUGUACUCUCAUUGUUGGUCAUCCUAUCCUGAAUCUUUCUUGUCUUUAAGCACCGAACAAUAAUUAUUUAGGUAGGUUAUUGCUGGUUAUUGUAAAAAAAACGUGCAAUUCUUUUGUAGACGUCACAUGCUUUCAGUAGACUGUUUCCUCAUUAUAAUGUCAAAUAUAAAAUUAAUUUAAAAUGCUUCCAAGUGUUCCAAAUGAAACCAUUCUUUUUUCUUAUCACUUCAUGACCUCUAAAGCAUGAUUGAAUUGAUAUAAAUGGAAAUAAGCAAACUAUGAAAAAUUGCAUGUGUAUUUCAUAGAGGUUGUAAUAUUGAUGCUUGAAUUAGUUCAGUAUCCUUUACAUUGCAACGUCUUGAAACUUUCACACAAUAAAUUGGUUGGAGAGUGAAUUGAUCAUUUUACAGUUAAAAUAUUCUUCUGCCGACUUGACUUAAAAUAACAGCUAAGCCUGAAGAUUUGUAUUAAAUGCAAUGCUGCUGAAAAUGUAAAACAUUAAUUGGAUACAAAUUGAUCAAAAUAAACCUUAAAAUUAAAAAUGCAAGCAUUAAGAUUCACCUCAAUUUAAUUUUCUAAAUGCAAUUGUUAUAAGAACACAGAUUUUGUUGUAGCUUUAAUGUUUCUUUGAUUAACAUGGAAUGGCCAAACUUUAGUUGACCAGUUUAUUCUUCUUAGAACAAUAACAUUUUAACAUGGAUUCCCACUAGUUGUGACUUUCCUUUUUCAUCGAGAACUGCUACUGAUCUAUAUUUUUCUAUUUAUACAUACAUUACCUCAAAGCUUCUUGAUUCACAUUGGAGUAAAAGCCAUCUGCAUGGAGAGUAUGGGUGGUGGUAGGUAUUGGGUACUGACCUAGUUAACAAUAUGCAGAUUUAAUUUUGUUGUUUUAUUUCCUCAUGCUGUUCUGCAUUAGAGAUGUGAUGUGAAGCUUCCUAGCGAAAUGUGAAUGGAAUGUGAGAACUAAUAAAUUGAUAAGAACUCACAAUAAAAAUUACAACUUACGUGCAACUGCAGACUGAGAUAAAUAUAAACACAGACGAGUUCUUGGUCAGUCAGUGUUCUGGUGUGGAUCAGCAGUUGUUUGUUUGAACUUCUCUAGCAUGAGUGAUAUGAAUAUGCAGGAAUUAUUUCAAGCCUACAUCCAAACAUACGACAAAUAUCCAUUAUACGUUUUGCAGUGAACUAUACACUUAAUGGGCAUUAUAUACUACAAUUAAAAUAGGAUUGUGCUUAAGAAUAAGAUGUCUCUUAAAUGUCUACCAAAAUUAUGAGAAUGUACAGUGAUCUGUCCUCUCAUUUACUUUGACAUAUGUGAUUUUAGGUAGCGAUUUCAGAUAACAAAUGUGUAAUGUCAUAUAACAUGUAAUAUUUAUUUUUAUUAAUGUAAAGCUAUACCAAAGACUAUUAACGUCGCAUUUAUCACCUCUUGUCUACUGCUGUGCACACUGAAUUCCGUACCUACUUGUAUGAGAGGGAAAUGAAAGAAUAUGUUAAUAUUUGGGGACCAUAUGUAAAUCCACAAGUAACUGUUUAAAUGAUAUGUUUUACUUUCAUGGUGUAAACGAAGUUUUGUUUGAAUAGCAUGUUCUGUAUAUUGCACGUCUUAAAUUGGUUGCAUUAUUUCCUAAGCCUUAUCAAUAUUAAAAUUCAAAUUUAAAAAUAA
Chiloscyllium plagiosum (whitespotted bambooshark) is the source of this 4390-nucleotide messenger RNA. It is a transcript of the gene hoxb10a, whose product is annotated as homeobox B10a. The record is from RefSeq and is a predicted model, not a curated record. Gene Ontology annotation, biological process: regulation of transcription by RNA polymerase II. Gene Ontology annotation, molecular function: DNA-binding transcription factor activity, RNA polymerase II-specific; RNA polymerase II cis-regulatory region sequence-specific DNA binding. Lineage: Eukaryota; Metazoa; Chordata; Chondrichthyes; Orectolobiformes; Hemiscylliidae. Gene Ontology annotation, cellular component: nucleus.